This is a messenger RNA of Trichoderma harzianum CBS 226.95, 1413 nucleotides long. RefSeq lists its product as hypothetical. NCBI's taxonomy places the organism in Eukaryota, Fungi, Ascomycota, Sordariomycetes, Hypocreales, Hypocreaceae. The transcript has 5 exons. The record is from RefSeq and is a predicted model, not a curated record. Bases 425 to 1240 code for a protein of 271 amino acids.
UGGGAAUAUAUUUGCGAUGGUGCAUCGUAUUUAAAGAAUUCGCUUGGCCACCUAUUCCUACCAUUUCUUCAGCUGGUUUUGUACUAUUGAGCUUUCGAUGUUACAGCUAGAUGGAAUGACAUCCAUGUGUAGUACAGUUCCUGCAGUGUUUGCGUAUCUGAGUUACUCCAUACCAGUUGUGUGGUGCCGUGUUCCACUGCAUUUAUACCCGACCAAUUGGAGAUUAACAAAGGCAGCAAAAGGGCAAACUUCGUUAUUCGGUGAGAUUCAAGUGGGGAGGAGGCUACUAUUGAUAUAAGUGCGGGCAAUACUCCGUACUCCGUCGAGUCCUAACAGUUGAACCCCCCGCAUCCUCGUAAAGACCAUUACUUCCGCAUCUACAAUUUACUCAAAGGAAGAGAUCUCUUGUAGUGUAUGUGGUAAAAUGGCGAAACCGUAUCCUCAAGUUAUCCUCCUGGGGGACUCCCUGAUUGAGUUUACGGCUCUCACUCUGAGCGGCUUCUCGUUCCAGUCGGCUCUUCAAACAAGGCUGAUACGACGCUUCGACGUGGUUAACCGCGGCUUCUCAGGAUGGAAUACGACAAAUGUGGUCAAGUAUUUGCCCGAGAUUUUCUCAGAGCCAUCUGCUUCGUCACCAAAGAUUGCGUAUUUGCUUAUUCUCUUGGGCGCAAAUGACGCAGUUCUUCCUCUGGAGACUACCUCGCAGCAUGUUCCCAUUGAAACAUACAAAGAGAACUUGAACAAGAUUAUCAACGAUCCUCGGGUACGGGCGCACAAUCCCAAGAUCCUGCUGGUAACUCCUCCUCCGGCAGAUGAAAUCAGGCUCAAGGAAUUAGACAUGGCACAGGGCCACGCCCAAGCCAUCCGAAGCUCGGCCGUAUCUGCGUCGUAUGCAGAGAAAGCCCGGGAGGUAGCCCGCGAGAACCCCGGCGUGGUCUUGGUUGAUCUCUGGCAGGCCAUUAUGGGCGAGGCGAUUUCCAUGGCUCCCGGAGAUUAUACACCUGGAGGUCCGUGGCUGGGGUCGCCAGAAAAUGGGAAGCAGGGGGGCCUGACCACGCUUCUUCCGGAUGGGCUUCACAUGGGCGGAGAAGGCUACAAGGUGUUUUUCGACGAGAUCAAGGCGCAUAUUGGGCAAGAUAUUGUUCCCGAUGAGAGGGGAGACUAUGUGCUGCCUGACUGGAGAGUGGUGAACCCUCCCAAGGUGGCUCUGGCUCCUCCUGUGCGCGUUUCUCUUGGAUAGACGAACCGCUCAUUACUUACAUGCUUAUGCUAUAGAUAUGUUGGUAUAGUAGAUAUCCAAUAGAUAGAGGGAGUGGUAGAAGGUGUAGAUAGAUACUAAAUGAGUGAUGCGAAGUACGGUAAAGCUGUCUGACGUAAUGCAUCAAAUUUAUACAUGACAUGAAAUUGGAUGCG